This is a messenger RNA of Cottoperca gobio, 4153 nucleotides long. It is a transcript of the gene dpp6a, whose product is annotated as dipeptidyl-peptidase 6a. Gene Ontology annotation, biological process: regulation of potassium ion transmembrane transport; proteolysis. Lineage: Eukaryota; Metazoa; Chordata; Actinopteri; Perciformes; Bovichtidae. Gene Ontology annotation, molecular function: potassium channel regulator activity; serine-type peptidase activity. The record is from RefSeq and is a predicted model, not a curated record. The transcript is spliced from 26 exons. Gene Ontology annotation, cellular component: voltage-gated potassium channel complex; plasma membrane. The coding region runs from base 475 to 3018 and encodes 847 amino acids.
UACAUGAGCAGGUCUCUGUGCUCACUUGUGAGGCACAGACCUAUUAGUCCCUGAACGUUUAUCAGUGGUCACUUUCUUUCCUACCACGAAAGAGGGACACGGGAAAUCGCUGAGGCUGCCUUCGCUGUCUUUUCGGAUCCGGAUGAUGAGAGCUUGUAUUCAAUCUCCAGAAACCCGCACUCGUUUGUUUUUACAUCAAGUUUGGAAAGUGUGGAAACCACGUCGCUGCAGCAUCGGCGAGACUCGACCAAUGAGCCUGCAAGUACGUGCUGUGAAUCCUGAACACGGCUUGGGAGUGAUUUGUCUUUUUCUUUUCAACUGAACUAGAGCAUCCUCCAAUCGAAUUACCUCAGCCAUUCAUUGAACCCCUCUAACUUGGACUUUUUGAUUUUAUUUAUUUUUGCAUUCAUCGAUUUAGAACACAGACGCGCAAAGUUUUUGUUGUUGUUGUUGUGUGUGACACAAAUAGUCGACAUGGCAUCACUGUAUCAGAGAUUCACCGGCAGGAUCAACACAAACAAAUCUUUCCCCAACCCUCCAGAGGCCAGCCAUCUCCUCGGGCAGGGUGUCGAGGGGGAGAGGGCGGCGGAGAGCCAGCGACCCCGGCUUCAGUACCGUCAGCACUGCGAGGACGAGGAUGAGCUGGUGGGAAGUAACCCUCCGCAAAGGAACUGGAAGGGAAUAGCGAUCGCCCUUCUUGUCAUUCUGGUCAUCUGCUCGCUGAUCGUCACCUCCGUCAUCCUAUUGACACCAGGUGAGGAUGACCGACUGGCUCUCAAGGGCAAGAUGACCGUUGCAGACCUCUUUAGAAAAGACUUCAAGGUUCAUGACCCUAACGCCAAAUGGAUAAGCAGUAUUGAACUAUUAUAUCGUAAUCGGGAUGGCGAUGUUGUCAAGUUCAACGUCGACACUGAUGAAAAGAUCAUCUUGGUGCAUAACAAGAAGUUUGAAAUGUACAAAGCCAGCAAGUAUGAGGUGUCUCCUGACAUGAAGCAUGUGCUGCUGGCCUACAACGUUGCACCGGUGUACCAGCAUUCUUACACCGCCUUCUACAUCAUCUGCAGUCUGGAUACUCCGACGACUUGGAACUUGAACCCUCCAGAGGUGCGAAAUGCUCAGCUGCAGUAUGCAGGCUGGGGACCCCAGGACCAGCAACUGAUCUUUGUUUUUGAGAACAAUAUCUACUAUCGCUCCAGGGUAGAAAACCGCUCCAUUCGUCUGGUGUCUACUGGAAAGGAGGGUGUCGUUUUCAAUGGGCUCAGUGAUUGGCUGUAUGAAGAGGAGAUUUUCCAGUCCCACAUUGCCCAUUGGUGGUCUCCAGAUGGUGCCAGGUUAGCAUAUGCCACCAUCAAUGACACCCUGGUGCCCAGGAUGGAACUGCCCAUGUUUACGGGCACACCCUACCCAAUGGGGAAAGAGUACCACUACCCUAAGGCCGGUGAGGAGAACCCAGUUAUAACUCUUUAUGUUGUGAAUCUUAACGGCCCUCUUCACACCAUUGAGAUGAGGAGACCUGAUGAUCCCAGGAUGGGUGAGUACUAUGUGACUAUGGUGAAAUGGGCCACCACCACCAAACUGGCCAUCAACUGGCUGAACAGAGCCCAGAACAUCUCUAUACUCACACUGUGUGAGGCCACAACGGGGGUCUGCACAAAGAAACAUGAGGAUGAAAGUGAAGGAUGGCUCCACAGACAGAAUGAGAAACCCCAGUUUUCCAAAGAUGGGCUGAAAUUGUUUUUCACCCGUGCCAUUCCUCAAGGAGGCAGGGGCAAGUUCUUCCACAUCUCUAUGUCCAUCUCCCAGCCCAACACCAGUACAGACACACUGCAGUCGAUCACUUCCGGAGACUGGGAUGUCACCCAAGUCCUGGCCUAUAAUGAGGACAGCCAAUUGAUAUACUUCUUGAGCACUGAGGAUGGUCCUAAACGAAGACAUUUGUACAGCGCCGACACCUUUGGUUCAUUCAACCGUCGCUGUCUGUCAUGUGCCUUGUCCGACAGCUGUGACUACAUCAGCGGCUCCUUCAGUAGCAACAUGAGUUAUUUCCUGCUCAAUUGCCAAGGACGGGACAUCCCAUUUGCAGCUGUUUACAAGACUCAGAGAGAUGGAGAAAGUGAGACGCAAGACAGGGAGAGUAUUGCAGAAGUACAUAAACUGGAGAGCAAUGAGAACCUGAGGCUGACCCUGGACUCCAUGCAGAUGCCCACUGUGGAGUACAAGGAGAUCAAUAUGGAUGACUACACCUUGUCGAUUCAGAUCCUCAAACCUGCCGGCUUCAUGGACACGUCACACUAUCCACUGCUCCUGCUUGUCGAUGGGACACCUGGUGGCCAGAUGGUGGCGGAGCAGUUUCACAUAGACUGGGCCACUGUGCUAGUGAGCAGCUUCGGGGCCAUCGUGGUGCGCUGUGACGGACGAGGCAGCGGCUUCCAGGGCACCAACCUGCUGCACCGCAUCCAGAAGAAACUCGGGGUGUAUGAGGAACAAGAUCAGAAGGAAGCACUCAACUUUAUUUUGAAAGAACCCUAUGUUGACAAAACCAGAGUUGGAGCUUUUGGAAAGGUGUAUGGAGGCUAUGUUACCAGCCUGUUGGUCAGUGGCGAGGAAUCCCCUGUAAAGUGUGGCGCUGUACUCUCACCCAUCACCGACUUUGAGUUAUAUGCGUCUGCAUUUUCAGAGAAAUAUCUUGGGCUGCCUAAACCUGAUCCAAGGGCGUACACAAUGGCAAAUUUAGCACACAGAGCAUCUCAGUUCAUGGAUAAGAAGUUUCUUAUAAUUCAUCCAACUGCUGAUGAAAAGGUCCAUUUCCAACAUACAGCAAAAUUCAUCACCCAGCUCAUCAAUGAAAAGGCCAACUAUACCUUACAGAUAUACCCAGAUGAAGGCCACUUCAUUCACAGUGAAGCAACAAGGCAACACCUCAGCCAGUCCCUGGUGAACUUCUUUGAGGAAUGUUUCAGGCUACCAGAACGAGUGUUUGAGGAGGCGCUGGAAGAGGAGAGUGAAGAUGAGGGUUAGCUUGGCCUCCUGAGGCUUGUGUGCCCCAAAUCCUUCCCACCCAUUCUACCUUACCUCCGUCCUGUCCCCGUGCCCAAGCACAACACUGGAAUACAGUUGUCCACAAUAUGCAACUCUCGCCUGUUCUUGCUCAAUUUGAUUUGCAUUUGGACUCCCUGUGUCCGCAUGCUGAACCUGAGACUGCCUUUCCAGCAGACGACGGAUCUAGUCCUACAUCCAUCCUCCCACCUUCUGCCCUGAGUUUAAAUCCAAACGGCCCUUGAGAGAGCCAACAAAGACUGAUGACCUGAUGUUUUGAAAUAUACUUAUUGAUUUAACUUCACAGCAGGAUGGACCAGCUCCUUUAAAAGCAGAGGAGACGAAGCCUCAGCUUGCAUACAGAUUUCGAGCUGUGCGGAGAAGGGUCACCUUAUAGCACAUAACUUGUGGGCCUGUAUAUUAAUGCAAAUCAGACGCCUGGUGAAGAACGCUGGUUAACAGUGUUCACAAUGAGUGUCUGGAAUUGUGCCGAUACAGGAAAUGUUACUAUUUUUAAAGUUGUGAAGAACUUUCAUGUUGGACUGUGGUUGUGUCUAUUGUUCUUACAGUAUGUAAAAUAGCACACAAAAACAUUCACUCGGAUAUUACAGAUAUAUUUUCUUUUGGUAUUCAUGUUUACCCCAAUGUUUAUCUUGUAGCCUCGUUUUAUGUAUUUUAGUGAUGCUGACAAAACAUGCAAAAUGUUUGGCAGAAAAAAAGUGCUAUUUCAGUUUUAUCAAAUUGUUCUUUCCCCAAAACAGAACCAUUAACUUCUUUUAGUCACUGUGCCUUACUUUGACAGAAAACAUCCUGCUGUGGGACUGCAUUUAUGAACUACAAUGCUAAUCUGAUAGGAAUUGCUUGAUUAGCUUAGCUUCUUGUCGAGAGUUGGAAGAGAAAUUUGGUUCCACUCUCAUUAAAUAUGAAACUAGAUUAUUUUAGCAUAAAGACUAGAAGCAAGGGUAAACAGCUAACCUAGCUCGUUCUAAAAGUAGAAGAAUCUGCCUACUAGCUCUUCUGACACUCACUUUCUUUGAGUUGUACACAUCAUUUGUAUAAUCCGUACAAAAACUACAAAUUGUGGUUUUAUUGGACAUAUAUAUAUAUAUAUAUAUAU